This is a messenger RNA of Talaromyces amestolkiae, 879 nucleotides long. RefSeq lists its product as uncharacterized. The record is from RefSeq and is a predicted model, not a curated record. Gene Ontology annotation, cellular component: mitochondrion. NCBI's taxonomy places the organism in Eukaryota, Fungi, Ascomycota, Eurotiomycetes, Eurotiales, Trichocomaceae. Gene Ontology annotation, biological process: translation. The coding region runs from base 1 to 879 and encodes 292 amino acids. Gene Ontology annotation, molecular function: ribosomal large subunit binding. The transcript has 2 exons.
AUGUCGCUCGCAACAAGAAGAUAUAUUUCAACCACAACAAAGACAUCAAAAUGCCUGAGCUGUCCGCUUCCCAUAACCAACAGACCAAUCUACAGCAUCAACAUUAACCAGACUCCCUCCCAACUUCAAAUACCCGCCUCAGCAACACCCCGCAUCCCAAAACCGACACUCACCCAACUCCAACGACACACCUUCACAACCUCUGCAAUCCUAAGCAAGAAAAAAGACAAAAACAAACGCAAUGAUGACGCCGACUCUUCGCUCACAGCAGCCACAACUGGAGGGGCAGGAGGAGCAGACCCAUUUGACUUCAUACAACUCCAGGCCGGCAUCUCAGACGCGCUGACACGAUUAAAAGAAGACCUCCAAAAACUACGGUCAGGCGGUGGCGGUCGACUCAACCCCGAAGUCAUUGAGCAGUUGCGCGUGAAUCUGGUCAAGGGGAGCAAUGAGACGGUGCGAUUGAGUGAGGUUGCGCAGGUGGUGCCCAAGGGUGGACGGGCUGUUGCUAUUAUCGUUGGUGAAGAGGAUCUCAUUAAACCAGUAAACUCGGCCAUAAUAUCCUCCAACCUCUCCCUCACCCCUCAACCCGACGCCCACAACCCCCUCCAACUCAACGUGCCCAUCCCACCACCAACCAAGGAAUCGCGCGACCAAGCCGUGAAAGCUGCCAAGGGCGCAAUGGACAAAGCCGCUAAUGCAGUCCGAAGUGCGCGCGCAGCCAUACACAAGAAGUUACAGGACAUGCAGAAACGCAAAGAGGCGAGACCGGAUGAUAUCCGCAAAGCACAUGAUCAGAUGGAGAAGCUGGUUGAGAAGGCGCAGAAGGAUGUCAAGGAUACGUUUGAAGCUGCUAGGAAGGGGAUGGAACAAGCUUAA